Molecule: messenger RNA, 687 nt
Organism: Necator americanus (New World hookworm)
Lineage: Eukaryota; Metazoa; Nematoda; Chromadorea; Rhabditida; Ancylostomatidae
Exons: 1
Coding region: 1-687 (228 amino acids)
Source: RefSeq, a predicted model, not a curated record
AUGAUCGAAAUCUGGCAGCGGUAUUCGAAGCCAAUGCAACUAGCGUUUCUGGACCUUGAAGCCGCGUUCGACUCUUCUCACCGAGGCCGUCUUCUCAACGCGCUGAGCGCCGAUGGAGUACCAGGAAAGUUCGUUCGCUUGCUUGAUGACAUGAAUCAACGAACAACUGCUGCAGUUCGAACACCAGCCGGAUGUACAACACCGUUUGAAGUGGUAACUGGAGUAAGACAAGGGGCAGUGGCAGGACCCUUCCUGUUCAAUUUCGCUAUCGACGACAUUAUGCGAAGAACAGUCGACCAGUGUCCCGCCGACAUUGUAUUAGCACCAUCAGGGUGCCCCUUGACUGACCUCGAGUACGCCGAUGAUGUUGUUAUAUUCGCGGAAAGCAGAACGAAACUUCAACAUGUUGUCAACCUUGUAUCGAAGCUGGCUGCAGCCUACGGACUACGCCUACGCCCUGAUAAAUGCAAGCAGAUGUGGAUCUCCUCGAGACCUCGAACGGGAAUCAGGGUGGACGGACAACCGAUAGAACUCGUCGAUGAGUUCUGUUACCUGGGCUCUAUGCUGAAAAACAACGGCAGCUACGAGAGAGAUGUUCAGCAAAGAUGCUCUAAGGCCACUUCUGCAUUUAACUCCUUAACGAAAUGCCUGUGGUCGAUCACCAACGAAGUCAAGCUGCGAGUAUAG